Messenger RNA from Sardina pilchardus (European sardine), 1129 nucleotides. RefSeq names its product SAYSVFN motif domain containing 1 (gene saysd1). NCBI's taxonomy places the organism in Eukaryota, Metazoa, Chordata, Actinopteri, Clupeiformes, Clupeidae. The transcript has 2 exons. The coding region runs from base 63 to 587 and encodes 174 amino acids. The record is from RefSeq and is a predicted model, not a curated record.
CUGACUGUUUAGGGAAGACCAUCUUCCUGUCGUUUAACAGCUUAUCACGCUGACGCUGCCAUAUGGAGAAAAUGGAGCAGCGACUAGCAGAGUUCCGAGCCCGUAAAAAAGCGGAAGCCGUUAACAGAAAACAAUAUCAAACUCCAACUUUGUCAUCGGAGAAAGAAGCCGUGACAGAGACAUCUCCAAAUGAGAGACGUGAAGAGAAGCCUCUUCCUCCAACCAGUAAGCCUAGUGUAUCCGCCACGACGACAGAGUAUUCUCGUAUGGACCUCUGGUUGUUGGACAGCGCUCUCGGACGGUGGCUAGGUGUUGAACGUUUGGCUGUCACCAACCUGACUGUGCUUAAGGUGUUGUUGUGGUUGGUACUGCUCGGACUUUUCUCAGAGCUCGACUUCGGACUACCCUUCUUCCUGAUUUCUCUUUUCUACUGGCUCUACGAAGGUCUGCGGGGGCCCUCGGAGCGUCGACCCGGAGAACUCAGCGCAUACUCGGUGUUUAACCCGGACUGUCAGCCCCUGCUCGGUGCCCUUACAGCAGAGCAGCUGGAAGGUGAGAUGGGCUACAGGCCAGUGGUUAACAGAUAGUGAAAGCCCAUCACCAUCACAGGAGAGACUGCUACUCGACUUUAACCUGUCAGCAGAGCCCAAGAGAGUUGUGUUCGCCACACUAAUACGGCUUGUUUUCAUCUCAGAAGUCUUUAUUUGGAUAUCUAUUUGGACAAGCAGUUGCAGUGUUUUUGGAUAACCUCUGACUGGCAUUUGCAACAACCGCUUCCUUGAAAUUGUCUGCAUUGUUCUGCACUUUUACAUUGUAACAUCAGAGAUCUGGUCCAAUAUAUGGAUGGGUUUAUAUUUGGUAUAAAAUGCUGUAUUUUUGUAUAAGAUGCUGUAAUCAUACUCUUGAGGCAAAUGCCUUCUGAUCAGCCUUGGCUGAUGUGCUGGUCCUGAUGUGUAACGCUGGGAAGUUGGGGUAUGUUACAUCCACUACUUGACCUACAAAUACCUUGUGUGAAGUGUUGGGUGAAUGUGGAACUCUCCACUUUUCUUUGUACAAAUGAAGGGUUGUCAGUUGUGGUGUGACAUCUGACGAACAUUACUGCUUCUAAUUAAACAGACUGAAAAUAAAC